CUACGGCGGAUACUCUGACAGUUCCAGGGAGAUUGUGUGGCUGUGGCAGGUCAUGGGGCAACUCUCUCAGGAGGAGUUGUCUUGGUUCCUACAGUUCACCACUGGCUCAGGGCGUCUCCCUGUGGCCGACUCUGGCCAGUGGAAGUUGAAGAUCUGCCGAGGAUCACAUGAUGAGUCUCUUCUGCCGACUGCUGCCACUUGCUUCAACAGCCUCACACUUCCAAGGUACACAAGUCUGUCUAUGCUGCAGCAAAAACUGAAGCAGGCCAUCUCAUUUGGACAUCUUCACUUCUGCAAUCACUGAUGGAUAAUAAUAUCGGUUACUCGCGCUCUCCGCGCAAGCCCGCGCGUAAUAAUGAGCUGCGACUGCGAUCUCGGCGUCGGUCGCGCGCCGGUACGUCCGUCUCUGCGCUGAAAA
Messenger RNA from Geodia barretti, 418 nucleotides. Lineage: Eukaryota; Metazoa; Porifera; Demospongiae; Tetractinellida; Geodiidae. The record is from the annotation of a GenBank genome assembly.